AUGCCGAUGCUUAAGGAUCCUUCCAAAAAGUACAAGAAAUUUACACCUCUAAACCUCCCAAAUCGCCAAUGGCCUUCUAAGACAAUUGACAAGGCACCGAGAUGGCUGGCAACAGACUUACGAGAUGGCAAUCAAAGUCUGGUCGACCCAAUGAGUGGUGACGAAAAAUGGAGAUUCUUCAAGAUGUUAGUCGACCUUGGUUACAAGGAGAUCGAAGUAUCCUUCCCUUCUGCGUCGCAAACGGAUUUCGACUUUACAAGACGAUUAGUCGAGACUCCCGGGGCCGUACCCGACGACGUCUGGCUGCAAGUUUUAGCACCGUGUCGAGAAGACCUCAUCCGCCGCACUGUCGACUCCCUCAAAGGCUCUAAGAAGGCUCUCUUACACAUCUACCUCGCAACGAGCGAAUGUUUCCGACGUAUCGUGUUUGGCUUUACAGAAGAAGAGAGCCUUGAGAGGGCGGUAGCAUGUGCUAAAUAUGCUCGUUCGAUUACUAAAGAUGACCCGGAACAAGCUGGUACGGAAUGGGCUUUCGAGUUUAGCCCUGAGACAUUCUCUGAUACCAGCCCCGAGUUUGUCAUCCGCGUUUGCGAAGCUGUCAAGGCUGCUUGGGAACCCACGGUAGAAAACCCUAUCAUCUUCAAUCUUCCGGCAACUGUCGAGAUGUCGACGCCCAAUGUCUAUGCCGACCAAAUCGAGUACUUCUGUACCAACAUUAGCGAGCGAGAGAAGAUUUGUGUCUCUCUUCACCCGCAUAAUGAUAGGGGAUGUGCCGUUGCUGCUGCCGAGUUGGCGCAGAUGGCGGGAGCCGACCGCGUUGAGGGAUGCCUUUUCGGAAAUGGUGAACGGACGGGAAAUGUUGACCUAGUCACCUUAGCUUUGAAUCUCUACACCCAAGGUAUCCACCCGAAAAUCGACUUCUCCGAUCUAAAUCGGGUUGUCGACACUGUGGAGAUUUGUAAUAAGAUCCCUGUCCAUCCCAGGGCACCGUACGGCGGAUCUCUUGUCGUAUGUGCCUUCAGUGGCUCUCACCAAGACGCUAUCAAGAAGGGUUUCAUGCAGCGGGAACUGGAGGGCAAGUCGUACGAGGACUACUGGCAGCUCCCGUACCUCCCUCUCGAUCCUCAGGAUAUCGGCCGCACAUACGAGGCUAUCAUUCGUGUCAACUCUCAGAGUGGCAAGGGCGGUGCCGCUUGGAUCAUCCUGCGCAAACUCCAGCUUGACCUUCCUCGAGGCCUACAAAUCGCAUUUAGUAAAGUAGUACAGAGGAGGGCAGACCAGCUGGGCAGAGAGCUUCUAUCGGCUGAGAUCACUGAUCUAUUCGAGCAAACAUACUUCCUCCAAGAGCAUCCUCGAUUUAACAUUAUUGACUACUCCAUCUCAUUCGAUCGAUCAUCAUCCCCGGUUCCACCGGCACCUGGUGCCACACAAGAAACUAAAAACCUCGCCCGUGUUUUCGAAGGUAUUGUCGCUAUUGAUGGCAGAGAAUACCAGCUUCGCGGUCGUGGCAACGGUCCUAUUUCGUCCCUAGCAAAUGCCCUGAAAGGUGUGGGUAUUGAUCUGGAUGUUGCCGACUAUAAGGAGCACGCCAUAGGAGGUGGCCGAGAAGUCAAAGCAGCUACGUACAUAGAAUGUACUGCUGCUGGUACAUCACAAAAAGUUUGGGGUGUUGGCAUACACGAAGAUGUGGUACAGAGCUCUCUCAUAGCCCUCCUAAGUGCUGCUAGCAACUUUAUCCUUAGCCGACCGGGAAGUCCCGUCUUGAGAAAACAUGCGUCGCCGCGAAGCAUCAGUCAGGAGUUGAAGCUCGACUACAACAAUCUUAUAAAUGGAAGUGCCAAUUCCCAUUCCCAUGAUGACGCCCCGUCCGAGACAGUUCAAGCCUUAGAAGCUAAGGCAAAUGGGAUGUAA
Molecule: messenger RNA, 1911 nt
Organism: Daldinia childiae
Lineage: Eukaryota; Fungi; Ascomycota; Sordariomycetes; Xylariales; Hypoxylaceae
Product: 2-isopropylmalate synthase
Exons: 4
Coding region: 1-1911 (636 amino acids)
Biological process (GO): L-leucine biosynthetic process
Cellular component (GO): mitochondrion
Molecular function (GO): 2-isopropylmalate synthase activity
Source: RefSeq, a predicted model, not a curated record